UCUUAUCGUCUCAUUUCUGUCUGUCACUUUCUGUAUUUGUCUUGUGCUUCAGCUGUCUUGUUCACUUUCUUGUUUUUUCAGUGUUUGACUUUUUUUAUUCCUCUUAAAAGGUAUUUUUUCCUCUGUGGGUUUUGCGGCUGGACCGUGUGGUCGUGUCUCUCCUUUGCCUCUGGUUUCCGUUGACAACACUUUUUCCUGCUGCUGCUCCACCUGCUGCUCUGCUACACCUUAUUACAACAUCCCUUCAUCCUCUUCCACUCAAGCUCGUCCCCUCUCUGAGUAGCUCUGCACCUCUGCAUAAUGGGAAAGACAGAGCUGUAUUCUCUGUAUAAGGGUUUUUUGGACUGUAUUUGCCUCUGCCUCUCUCGGAGCAGCGGUGAGGCUGCAGACGACAACGAGAGGGACACCGAGAACGGUCACCUGAUCUACCAAAAGGGGGACGUCCUCGAAGACAGGUAUGAGAUCGUCGACACUUUAGGUGAGGGGACUUUUGGGAAGGUGGUACAAUGUUUGGACCACGGCAGAGGAAGACGUCAAAUUGCUCUGAAGAUCAUUAAGAACCUGGAGAAAUACAGGGAAGCAGCCAAACUGGAAAUCAAUGUGCUGGAGAAGAUCAGUGAGAAAGACUCACACAACAAGCAGCACUGUGUAAAGAUGCUGGACUGGUUUAACUACUACGGCCAUGUGUGCAUCUCAUUCGAGUUGCUGUCUCUCAGCACCUUUGACUUCUUGAAAGCAAACAACUUCCUGCCUUAUCCCAUUAUCCAGAUCCGACACAUGGCCCACCAGAUCUGCCAUGCUGUCAGCUUUCUCCAUGACAACAAGCUGACUCACACCGACCUGAAGCCUGAGAACAUCCUCUUUGUCAACUCAGACUACUCCCUCAUAUACAACGCAGAGAAGAAGUGCAAUGAGCGGAGAAUGAACGACACAACAGUGCAACUUGUUGACUUUGGCAGUGCCACCUUUGACCAUGAACACCACUCAGCCGUCAUCUCUACACGUCACUACCGAGCACCAGAGGUCAUUCUGGAGCUCGGUUGGAGUCACCCUUGUGAUGUCUGGAGUAUCGGCUGCAUCCUGUUUGAAUACUACGAAGGCUUCACACUGUUCCAGACUCAUGACAAUAAGGAGCAUCUUGCUAUGAUGGAGAGAAUACAGGGACCAAUUCCUCAGAGAAUGAUCCAAAGGAGCAGGAAGAACAAGUAUUUCCACCGUGGGCGUCUAGACUGGAACGAGUGCUCCAAGGCCGGACGCUACGUAAAAGCCAAAUGCAAACCACUAAGGAAGCACUUGUUGUCACAUGGGACAGAACACCACCAGUUUUUCGAUCUCCUGGAGAGGAUGCUGGAGUACGAGCCUUCAAAACGCAUUUCUCUUUCCUCUGCGCUGCGCCACCCUUUCUUCCUGCCCCUUGUGCAGCCAGGAAGGAGUCAAGUCUGGAGGAACAGCUGUGAUAUGAGCAGAUGACCCCGAAUGGUCACGUAACCCUUGUGAGGACCACACCACUGCAGUUGCAGGUUUUAGCUCCCAGUUUUCCAAUCAUGCGUACUUUACAUUACAUUUCAACAGUGUCAUCACGCAAUGAGCCGUACAGGAACACUCCCCUCCUUCCUGAUGGAGUCUAGACCCCGGUGGUGGAGAACAAUAGCUGAACUUUAGGAUGGAUGUGAUCUGAAUCGGGAUUCCUGAUGAGCUCAGUGGAAGGAUCCAUUUGGUCGGACACUGAAAUGACAGAUGAGAGCUGCAGCGUAAUGAACAGAUUUAAAAAAUUUUGACAUCAAUUACAUAAUUGUCUCACAAAGGUCAUGGCAAAAUCUGAUUGGUAAGGCUGAUCAGGGAUUGCCAUCAGUCAGCUGAUCAAAUUAGGAGCAGGAAGUGGAAAAAAAAAUCUAAUACGAAUAAGGCAAGGCAGUUUCAAUUAUAUGGCACAGGUCAUUACAUUUAAGGUCAAUGUGAUUUACUGUGUGAAGCAUGAAAGCUAGUCUUUAUGACCGCACCUUCAUGAAGCCUCUUUAACAUUUACAUUCAUUUAAUUAACACUUUUGUCCAAAGUGCCGUACAAAACAUUUUGCUGACCAUGUUCAAAUGAAUACUGUACUAUUUCUGAUUUUUUUAAAUGUUAAAACUAUUUAUUUUCGUGUCGCAUGAAAAUCCUUUAGCAGACAGAAAAAAACAUUAAUGCAUACUUGACUUUCACUGAGUAGAGUAAGCGAGUUUCACCUGUGUGCUCAUAGAGUUUUGUGUCAAACAGAAAUGAUUGGAAACUAAUGGAUGCCUGGUUAGCCGGCAAUGUAAAUAUACGUGAUGCAAUACAGGGAAUUGUCUUUUGAAGACUCAUCCUCACAAGUAAAUCGAGGCGGCUUCAAAAUGCUAAAAAAAAAAAAAAAAUGUAAAAUAUACAUUCAUCUUGUAUCUCUAAAAUUUAGAGGAUAUACAGUAGAUACAAAAUCUUAAAAAGUAUCUUUCCAGUCACUUUAUAACAACAUGUUUUUUGUAAUACAUUUUGUAUAGAAUGAUUUCUUUAGUCACAUAAUAAAUUCAGCUCUUCUGUU
Molecule: messenger RNA, 2555 nt
Organism: Seriola aureovittata
Lineage: Eukaryota; Metazoa; Chordata; Actinopteri; Carangiformes; Carangidae
Gene: clk2b
Product: CDC-like kinase 2b
Exons: 12
Coding region: 301-1470 (389 amino acids)
Biological process (GO): protein phosphorylation; regulation of RNA splicing
Cellular component (GO): nucleus
Molecular function (GO): ATP binding; protein tyrosine kinase activity
Source: RefSeq, a predicted model, not a curated record